Messenger RNA from Hippocampus comes (tiger tail seahorse), 4008 nucleotides. Its product is annotated as zinc finger protein 726-like. Lineage: Eukaryota; Metazoa; Chordata; Actinopteri; Syngnathiformes; Syngnathidae. The record is from RefSeq and is a predicted model, not a curated record. Gene Ontology annotation, biological process: regulation of gene expression. Gene Ontology annotation, cellular component: nucleus. The coding region runs from base 205 to 3432 and encodes 1075 amino acids. The transcript has 6 exons.
GGAUUUAAAAGCAUAUGGAAAAUUUGCUGCAUAGCUGUCAUUUCUCUUCAAGUCAAACGUGUCAAAUGUUUUCGUCCUUCAAGGCGUCCCGUCGACGUCUCAAAAUUGGAGCAAGUUUUACGCAUGCGCAGUAACCCGCAACGCUGAACUUGCCAACAAAGCUAACCAGAGCAGAAAGCUAACGCGACUGCGUUUAAAAAAAAAAUGUGUAAAGUCCGAAUUUUGAGAACGUUGAUGAAGCAGCGACUAAACGUGGCUGUCGAUGAGAUAUUUGAACUGUUUGAGAGAACCAUAGCGGAGUACGAGGAGGAGCUUUGUCGGACCAAAGAGGAAAAAGAGCGACAAGGCGAACUACUGCACGCUGUUCUUAAACCUCAAGUUCUACUACACAGAGCAGUCAUCCCAACAUCCCAUCUGCAUUUGCUUCCCUCGUCUGGCGAAGACAUUCAGCAGAUGUCGGCGGAUAGUCAAGAAGAAAAGCAGCAGGAGGAGGAGACGGCAGAGCCCCCCCACAUUAAGAAAGAGGAGGAUGGAGAGUCGCUUCAAUGCCCGAAAGACGAUGCUGAUAUCAACACGUUCGUAUGGACUGGUGUCCACGUGAAGUGCGAAGUUGAUGAAGGUCAAUCGUCACAGCUUCGUCACACUCCGCAUGAGAAUUUAAGUCAACGCGCGAUAACAGAAAGUGAUGGAGUACUCUGUGAAGCGUCACAGACAGGCUACAUUGCUCCACUCUCAGAUAUGGAUGACGUGUCAAACUCCUCUGACACUGAUCACAGCGACACCGAACCUUUGGAGACUCAAAACAAAUCGAAAGGCCGUUUGACGCAUCACGCUGUCCGCAAUAAAUUCAACUGCUCUCAAUGUGAGAAAACGUUUGCCAACAAAAGAGCGUUGAAAAGUCACGCGGUAUCGCACAUGGGAGUGAAACCUUUCGCUUGCUCCCUUUGCGAGAAAAGAUUCUCCUUCAAACGGAAUGUCAAAAGACACAUGAGAAGGCAUACGGGGGAGAAACCCUUUACAUGCUCUGUUUGCGCGCGAAGGUUUCACGACAAAGAUGACAUGAAGACACACAUGACGAUACACACUGGUGUGAAACCUUUCCCGUGCGCGGUUUGCGGCAAAACGUUUUCUCGUCAGUCGUAUUUGCGGACGCACAUAAGAACGCACACCGGGGAGAAGCCCUUUACGUGCGCAGUUUGUGCGAAGCGCUUCGCUCGUACGACGUCGCUCAGAAGACAUGCGAGGAAACACUCGGCGGAGAAACCUCUCGGUUGCUCAGGUGAACGCAUGACCCAACAGAAGCUGACGGGGAAUACUUCACGACACGGUCCAUCAAGGGAGCUCGCGGGUGUUGUGUUCAAAAUGUGCAAAGUGAGACUUCUGAGAACGUUGGUGAAGCAGCGACUAAACGUGGCCGUCGAAGAGAUAUUCGAACUGUUUGAGAGAACCAUAGCGGAGUACGAGGAGGAACUUUGUCGGACUAGAGAAGAGAACGAGCGACAACGCGAACUACUUCACGCUGUUCUCGACCCUUGCAUUGAACUACACAAACCAGAUAAACAGAAGAUGUUGAAGGAAGCGGUUCCAUCUGAGGAGCCAGCAGAGCCGCCCCGCAUGAAAGAGGAUGGGGAGCAGCCCCAAGGUCUGGAGGAGGAGGCUGACAUCCACAAAGCCAUAUUAACUGCCGUUGAUAUUCAGAGAGAAGAGGAUGAAGCCCGGCCCUCCCAGCUUCAUCACAGUCAAAGUGAGGAGACGUCAAGUGCAUGCACAACAACAGAAGCCAAUGGAGAACUCUGUGAAGACCUCCUCUCGGAACCAGACUCCCUCUUUGCUCCAAUAUCAGAUACGGACGACAUUUUGUCAAACUUGUCUGACACUGAUGAUAGUUGCCGGUCCCCAAAACGUUUGAAGACGAAAAAGAAGUCUAAAAUCGAUACGACACGUGGCGAUGAUUACAAGCCAUUCAAAAAUAGAACGAAGGGAAAAUUUCAGUGCUCUGAAUGUGGGAAAUUUUGGAACAAUCUGUCCCAUUUGAAAACACACAUGUUGACGCACACUGGAGAGAAACCUUUCGCUUGCUUGGUUUGCGGUAAACGAUUCUCCAUCAAGCAGAAUAUGAAGAGACACGUGGCGAUUCAUACGGGGGAAAAGCCUCAUUCCUGUUCGAUUUGCGCUAAAGGAUUCUACCAGAGGUUUUACCUGGACCGACACAUGCUCAGGCACUCCGACGAGAGAAACAGACCUUAUAAAUGUUCUGUGUGCGCAGAACGGUUCGUCCACAGCCGCGCGCUGAACGCGCACAUGAAAAUGCACACUGCGAAGAAGCCUUCGACCUCUAUCAGCACAGAUGAGAUUGGUUGGUCAAGUGGUUUAUCACGACACGGUCCAUCAAGGGAGCUCGCGGGUGUUGUGUUCAAAAUGUGCAAAGUGAGACUUCUGAGAACGUUGGUGAAGCAGCGACUAAACGUGGCCGUCGAAGAGAUAUUCGAACUGUUUGAGAGAACCAUAGCGGAGUACGAGGAGGAACUUUGUCGGACUAGAGAAGAGAACGAGCGACAACGCGAACUACUUCACGCUGUUCUCGACCCUUGCGUUGAACUACACAAACCAGAUAAACAGAAGAUGUUGAAGGAAGCGGUUCCAUCUGAGGAGCCAGCAGAGCCGCCCCGCAUGAAAGAGGAUGGGGAGCAGCCCCAAGGUCUGGAGGAGGAGGCUGACAUCCACAAAGCCAUAUUAACUGCCGUUGAUAUUCAGAGAGAAGAGGAUGAAGCCCGGCCCUCCCAGCUUCAUCACAGUCAAAGUGAGGAGACGUCAAGUGCAUGCACAACAACAGAAGCCAAUGGAGAACUCUGUGAAGACCUCCUCUCGGAACCAGACUCCCUCUUUGCUCCAAUAUCAGAUACGGACGACAUUUUGUCAAACUUGUCUGACACUGAUGAUAGUUGCCGGUCCCCAAAACGUUUGAAGACGAAAAAGAAGUCUAAAAUCGAUACGACACGUGGCGAUGAUUACAAGCCAUUCAAAAACAGAACGAAGGGAAAAUUUCAGUGCUCUGAAUGUGGGAAAUUUUGGAACAAUCUGUCCCAUUUGAAAACACACAUGUUGACGCACACUGGAGAGAAACCUUUCGCUUGCUUGGUUUGCGGUAAACGAUUCUCCAUCAAGCAGAAUAUGAAGAGACACGUGGCGAUUCAUACGGGGGAAAAGCCUCAUUCCUGUUCGAUUUGCGCUAAAGGAUUCUACCAGAGGUUUUACCUGGACCGACACAUGCUCAGGCACUCCGACGAGAGAAACAGACCUUAUAAAUGUUCUGUGUGCGCAGAACGGUUCGUCCACAGCCGCGCGCUGAACGCGCACAUGAAAAUGCACACUGCGAAGAAGCCUUCGACCUCUAUCAGCACAGAUGAGAUUGGUUGGUCAAGUGGUUUAUAAAUCAAAUCGAGCUGAGUUUCGCGCAGGUUAUGAAUGUAAACAAACAACCGUAGUUUUCCAACAAAUGAAAAAAGCUGCAUGUAACUGUUUUGUUUCUUCGUUUGGGAUCGUAACAUUUUCUGUAAUUUGCUCAGGAUUCUACGUUUAUUUGGAUUACUGUUCCCCCCUACUGUUAUAUAUAUUUUUAUUUUUGCAUUGAGUGGCGGGAACUUGACAUCAGUUAGUUUGACGAAAAGAGACAAGGUGUAUAUGGCACCAGCUUUGAUUUCUUUACACUAGUCCUGAAUUACAGUCUGGAAGGCAAAACUGUAUACGGUAAGGAUUCAUGCUUUAUGUUAUUGUGAUGCAUCUAAGUAUUGUUGUACGCUGUGUACAAAAAACAAAAAUGUUCAUUAAUGAUGCACGGGUGGACAAUAAAAGUUGUGGAACAUUGGAUGACUGGUCAAGUCUUUUUGAACGAAGAAGACAAACUUUAGGAGCAGCUCCAUCUACGUUCAGACUGAAAGGUGGGACGGAGCUCUGUGGUGACCAGGGGUUAACAUGCAAUGCUUCAAAAAUAAACGUAACUCCAAUGUU